Notolabrus celidotus (New Zealand spotty) is the source of this 3189-nucleotide messenger RNA. RefSeq names its product gastrula zinc finger protein XlCGF57.1-like. NCBI's taxonomy places the organism in Eukaryota, Metazoa, Chordata, Actinopteri, Labriformes, Labridae. The transcript is spliced from 2 exons. Gene Ontology annotation, molecular function: RNA polymerase II cis-regulatory region sequence-specific DNA binding; DNA-binding transcription repressor activity, RNA polymerase II-specific. The record is from RefSeq and is a predicted model, not a curated record. Gene Ontology annotation, cellular component: nucleus. Gene Ontology annotation, biological process: central nervous system development; negative regulation of transcription by RNA polymerase II. Bases 337 to 2148 code for a protein of 603 amino acids.
AAACAGCUGGAGAAGCAGUCUUUAGCAUGAGCACGUUAUUAAACUUGGACAACUAGGGGAAAGUUAGGAGACUGUUGGAGUUCUUGCACAGAACUGGAGUGUACACAAGAAUAUAAGAAUUGAUCUAAGGACCUGAUUCAUCGACCUGAGGAGGGCAGCAAUACGCCGUUGUUGCGUCUAGCCUGCCUUACCCGAAGAAGAAGAAGAAGAUACAUCUCUUAACAUCACUAGCUCCGCCAUCUUCUAUUGAAACAACGCGGUUCCUCGAAGUCAUCCAAACUUCGGAGCUUCGGUCUUCAUCUCUUCUUUUCUUCCUUUAGAGAAUAGUUUGCUUCAAUGUCCGGGUUUCAGGAUCUUAAAGAUUUAUUCAGCCGGCGGCUGUUCGCUGUGGUUAUCAAAGACAUUACAGGACAAACCACAACAUCUUUAUAUGAAGAGGAGCUUCACCGCCAAAGAGAGCUGCUGAAAGUGAUUUUAACACCUGAAAUCAAGCUGCAGAGAGUAGUGUUUCCUGCAGAUGUCCAGCAGCUGGCAGAGAGUAAAGAAGAUCUUCUUGUGAAGCAGACGUGGAGCCCCUGUCUGGACCAGGAGAUCACUGAACCCCCGCACAUUAAAGAGGAACCGGAGGAACUCUGGAUUAGUCAGGAGGGAGAGCCGCUUCAAGGACUCGAAGAGGCUGAUCCCACCAAGUUCCAACUGACUGUUCUCCCUGUGAAGAGUGAAGAUGACGAAGAGAGAUGUCAGUUCUUACAGCUUCAUCAGGGACACACUCCAAAGAUGGAAACAGGAGCUGAUGGAGAGAUCUGUGGAGGACCAGAGACAGCCAGGAACUCGGAUCCAGGGAGCGAUAACCAAGAAGACACCUCUGAGCCUAAAACUGAAGACAUAUGUAACCUGAGGGAGACCAAUGAGCAUGAGUCAGGUUUCAACUCCAAAACAACAAUCAAAGCCGAGAGACUGCCUGAUGAAACAGUGCAUAGCUGCUCUGAGUGUGGUAAAUGGUUUAAACAUAAACAAAGCCUUAGUAGACACAUGUUGGUUCACACAGGAGAGAAACCCUUCAGCUGCUUUGAGUGUGGUAAAAGGUUUAAAGAGAAACAGGGCCUUAUCAGACACAAGGUAGUUCACACAGGAGAGAGACCCUUCAUCUGCUCUGAGUGUGGUAAAAGUUUUAGACGGAAAGUAAAUCUGACAUCACACAUGUUUAUUCACACAGGAGACAAACCCUUCAGCUGCUCUGAGUGUGAUAAAAGGUUUUGUCAGAAAUCAGGUUUGAAUUCACAUAUGUCUAUUCACACAGGAGAGAAACCCUUCAGCUGCCCUGAGUGUGAUACAUGGUUUAGGUCUAGAGGAAGUCUGAGCGGACACUUGUUGGUUCACAGUGAAGAGAAACCCUUCAGCUGCUCUGAUUGUGGUAAAAGGUUUAAACAUAAACAGAGCCUUAUCAGACACAAGGUAGCUCACACAGCAGAGAAACUCUUCAGCUGCUCUGAGUGUAGUAAAAGGUUUUGUCAGGAAUCAAGUUUGAAUUUACACAUGGUUAUUCACACAGGAGAGAAACCCUUCAGCUGCUCUGAGUGUGGUAAAAGGUUUUACCAGAAACACAGUCUGAUGAGACACAAGUUAGUCCACAAAAGAGGGAAACCUUUCAGCUGCUCUGAGUGUGGCAAAACGUUUAGUCAGAAAUCAGGUUUGAAUUCACACAUGAUUAUUCACUCAGGAGAGAAACCCUUCAGCUGCUCCGAGUGUGAUACAAGAUUUAGGUUUAGAUCAUGUCUGACCGGACACUUGUUGGUUCACAGAGGAGAGAAACCCUUCAGCUGCUCUGAGUGUGGUAAAAGGUUUUACCAUAAACAGAGUCUGAUCAUACACAAAUUAGUCCACACAGGAGAGAAACCCUUCAGCUGCUCUGAGUGUGGUAAAAGGUUUAACCAUAAACAGACUCUGAUCAAACACAAGUUAAUCCACACAGGAGAGAAACCCUUCAGCUGUUCUGAGUGUGGUAGAAGGUUUAGUCAGAAAUCCUAUCUGAUCAAACACAUGAUGGUCCACACAGGAGAGAAACCCUUCAGCUGCUCUGAGUGUGGUAAAAGGUUUACUCAGAAAGCAGGUCUGAUCAAACACAUGUUGGUUCACACAGGAGAGUAAGGCUCAUCUGCUCUGUUUGCAGUAAAAGACUUAAAUCACUAUAGGACUAGUCAUGUUUAUGACCACUCUGACCUAUCAGCUAAAAACACAACAGUGAGAUGUAAUGAGUGGUUAAACAUCAACAGUUUCUGAAGAGAUAGAAAGACACGAUUUAGAUGAAUGUCUCUUAUAUUAUGUGUCCCGUUCCACCCGUGAGUUAAUCAGCACUCCAGACAAUAUGAUCACUGAUAAUCCACAUAAUGUUAACAAUAACUGAGCAUGUGUUGCCCAGACAAUGCUCAUACAUGUGCCUAUGUAAUGUCUCAAGCUUGUGGUUUUACAUACCCUGCCCAUGAAGCUGAUUCUGAUCCAGUUUUGAUAUUUUUAUUGUUUCUUAUAAGUGUAAGAAGACUUUGAAUCUCUUAAAAAACUGUGUAAGUAAGUCUUAAGAGCAAAUGUCCUGCUCAGAUCAGGUGGUGAAUGAGUCCCACUAAUGAGUGAUAUUAUUUCACAUUUAUAUUGAGUGUUUUUGCAGGGAGGAAAUGAUGGUAUUACAUCAGUGCAUUGACUUUUGAAGUUGCCGAAUCCAGAUAUUUGUUUUUACAUCAAUGCACUAUCGUAGAUUAGCAGCGGCAGAAGAGUUAAAGGGUGUAAGAGGUCAUGCUCAUGUUCUUCCAUCGUGAACUGGAACCAGUAUAACUUUGGUGGAACAUAGUAUAGAAGGAAGUCACAGAGAACCUUUUGCGAGUCUAAGUGGACUUUAACCACAGACCCUUUGGUUUGAUCUUCACACAUCUCUCUGGUCUCUGUACUCUCGCUGUUGAGAGCUCUACAUCUCAGAAACUCAGUCACUAGUUCCUGAGACUGUUAGUGUCGGCCAGUGCAUGAAGACUAAAUAUAUGUCCAGAGUUUGAUGUGUCUUAAUUUCAGGGAAGUCCUUUUGUUUGUUUACCUGCAGGGUUUCUAUUUUCUUUUGUAAUCGUGGACAUGUUUUAAUUUUGUUGUUGAUAUCCAAAAAUGUUAAAAUGUUUUGUUCUUGAAUAAAAUCCCUUCAAACUUGUA